Macrobrachium nipponense is the source of this 405-nucleotide messenger RNA. RefSeq lists its product as uncharacterized. The transcript has 2 exons. The record is from RefSeq and is a predicted model, not a curated record. Lineage: Eukaryota; Metazoa; Arthropoda; Malacostraca; Decapoda; Palaemonidae. Bases 1 to 405 code for a protein of 134 amino acids.
AUGAAUGAUAUGAUAGGUCUUCUUGAUGAAGGAAAGUGUGGAAUUUUGAUUAUGUUAGAUCUUAGUGCUGCCUUCGAUACUGUUGUGCACGAGUACUUACUUGACGACUUAAAGUCCAUUGGAGUGACUGAGGAAGCACUUGAAUUUUUGCGAAGCUAUUUAACGAACAGGAAGACUAUUGUAGAAAUUUCUGGAAACCGAUCUAGUAAGAGAAUUCUUAUGAAAGGUGUACCACAGGGAGGAAGAACUUUUUGUUAUGCUGCACCGAGACUCUUCAACGACCUUCCACUUGAUGUCAAGAAUAGCAAAAAUGUGGCAGCUUUCAAGAAAAACCUGAAGACUUAUCUCUUUGGAAAGUGCUAUAACAGUGAUCAGAAAACUAUUGAGCCUGAAUACAAAUGCUAG